Molecule: messenger RNA, 930 nt
Organism: Durusdinium trenchii
Lineage: Eukaryota; Dinophyceae; Suessiales; Symbiodiniaceae
Source: the annotation of a GenBank genome assembly
AUGUCGCGUCUCUUGGCGUUGGGUCUCGCCGCACUAUGGAGCCUGGCGCACGGCGAUGUGCACGACCUGGGCCUGGAGGAUGAGUGUGCCGAAAAUGAGACCUGCAGCUUGUCCUUACGCCAGCUGCGGGGAGAUCCAAUGUCCACCUUGGAGCUCGACGACUGGGAACGCGAGGACGACACAGAGGCCACCAUGGAGGACAGCAAUGCCACGGCUGGGCCCUACACCUUCUAUGUCUACCGUGCGAAGAAUGACCAGAACUACGGAGACACAAACGUGAACAUGGCAAACUUGGCCGGAGUCCUUUGGUACCUCCACAGCGAGGUGGUGGGCCAUUGCCCUCGCAAGUUCGGCGUCACGCGGAUCCUGAGAUACAAGAUCACCAUGAUGCCAACGCCUGAGUUGGAACACACCAAGAAGGUCUUUGCUCCGUUGUGCCAUUUUGACAGUGGUGCCUGUACUGGCCCCAAGCCGGUCUUGGAUGAUUACCAGAAGUAUGGCUUUGUGGUGGGUUGCGAUAGGCCCAGUUUUCAACAUGCGGCCUACUCCCAAGCCACGUGGUACAGCUUUCCUGGAGCUUGUCCAUCCAAGAGCUUUCAACAAAAGCAAGGCUGUUCAGAGGCUGGAGGCGAAUGCAAGCCGGGCCAAGCCUGGUCCAAGACUUGCACCUGGAGGAAGGAGUUUGCAGGUGAGAUCACCCUGGACCAGCUGACACACAACUAUCACUUCGAAGACCGUUGUAAGAAGGGUUUCGAGGAGUACAACACUGCCACAGAUCGUGGUCAAGGUACCAACUACUGGCACACCCGCAGCAACAAGCGCGUGUGUGACCGACGCAUGUCCUGGGCCCAGCGAGUCUUCCAGUCGAGGUGUGGCGGUCCCCGUCUUCCUGAAGCCCCACAGUGCCCUUAUGGCGACCCAAAACGCUGA